AUGGAUGAUGAUAUAGCGCCCAUCGUUAUUGACAGUGGAUCAUCGAUGACCAGAGCCGGUUUAAGCGGUAAAGAGGUCCCGAGUGCAAUCUUCCCUUCAGUGGUCGGGCGAUCACCUUUUCUUCAGGACCAGUCAACACUUUACAUUGGAGAUGAAGCCCGAAGGAGGAGAGCCAUAUUUCGUGAUCUCAGCCUGCACUAUCCAAUCGAACACGGCAUCGUCACCAACUGGGAGGAGAUGGAGCAAAUUUGGGAACACAUUUUCAAAAAGGAACUGAGCGUUGUCCCUGAAGAGCACCCGGUCCUUCUCACUGAGGCCUCCCUCAACUCAAAAGCAAAUCGUGAAAAGGUGACUACAGCAAUGUUUGAGAAGUUCAACACACCGGGAAUGUACAUUGCCAACUCGAGCUACCUCUCUUUGCUUUCUACUGGCCGACUCACCGGUAUCGUUCUGGAAUGCGGAGGUGGUGUGACACAGGUGGCUCCUAUUUGGGAAGGUGAAAUGGUGCCUCAUGCAGUUGAUCGCUACAACUGGGGCGGUGAAGAGAUAACGGACUACCUGGGGAAACUGCUCACUGAGAGAGGCUACUACUUUGGUACAUCAUCCGAACGGGAAACUGUUCGCAACAUUAAAGAAAAGUGGGGUUAUGUGGCUGAAAACUGGGAACAGGAGAUGGCUAAACUGGAAAGCAAUCCACAUUGGAGUGAAAUAUCACAUGAACUACCUGACGGUCAGGUGAUCACCAUUGGCAGUGAACGAUUUCGCUGUGUUGAGGCACUUUUUCAUCCAUCGCUUUUUAAUAUAGAAAAUUUAAGUCUCCACCAAAUGCUUAAUCGCAGCAUAGAAAAAUGCAGCACUAAUUUACAAGCAAGUUUGUACAACAACAUAGUCCUCUCUGGCAGUGGAACAAUGUUUUCGGGACUGGCUGACCGCAUUAAGAGAGAGAUAACUGCAAUAGCACCGUUAGGAAUGAGUAUACAAAUUAUUGCUAGUCCUGAACGCAAGGACUCAGCCUGGAUUGGCGGGUCUAUCUUUAGUUCACUUUCAACCUUUCAGAGCCUGCUGAUCACCAAACAGGAGUACGAUGAAUACGGGCCUUCAGUGAUUCAUCAAAAAUGUCCCCCACUGACGAUGGAGCAAUUUCGUUUCAUCUCCGAUGUUGAAAGUGUCUUUAAACCAGAUGAAAAUUAA
This is a messenger RNA of Rhagoletis zephyria (snowberry fruit fly), 1191 nucleotides long. NCBI's taxonomy places the organism in Eukaryota, Metazoa, Arthropoda, Insecta, Diptera, Tephritidae. The record is from RefSeq and is a predicted model, not a curated record.